UGCGCCCCGCGCCGCCCCGCGCCGCGUUCCGCCUGUGGCUGGGCUGCGUCUGUUUCGCGCUGGUGCAGGCGGACAGCCCCUCGGCCCCAGUGAACGUCACCGUCAGGCACCUCAAGGCCAACUCAGCGGUGGUGAGCUGGGACGUCUUGGAGGACGAGGUUGUCAUCGGGUUUGCCAUCUCUCAACAGAAGAAGGACGUGCGGAUGCUGCGCUUCAUCCAGGAGGUGAACACCACCACCCGCUCCUGCGCGCUCUGGGACCUGGAGGAGGACACGGAGUACAUCGUGCACGUGCAAGCCAUCUCCAUUCAGGGCCAGAGCCCAGCCAGCGAGCCAGUGCUCUUCAAGACGCCGCGUGAGGCAGAGAAGAUGGCCUCUAAGAGCAAAGAUGAGGUGACCAUGAAAGAGAUGGGGAGGAACCAGCAGCUGCGGACGGGAGAGGUGCUGAUCAUCGUGGUGGUCCUGUUCAUGUGGGCCGGUGUCAUCGCCCUCUUCUGCCGCCAGUAUGACAUUAUCAAGGACAACGAGCCCAAUAACAACAAGGAAAAAGCCAAGAGCGCCUCAGAAACUAGCACCCCAGAGCACCAGGGUGGGGGUCUUCUCCGCAGCAAGGUGAGGGCAACACCCGGGGUGUUGGGGUAGGUGGGUGGCCCUUUGCCUCGUGUCCUGGGGAGUCCCUGGAUUGCCAGGGCUUGGCACAGCUGUGGCUGGCCAGAGCCAGGUUUGGCCACUGCCUGUGUGACACAGGGGACACUUGAAAUUAGUUUUUGGAUCCUCUCCCUUUGCAAGAUGCCAGGGGCCAGUGGUGGUU
Molecule: messenger RNA, 810 nt
Organism: Ochotona curzoniae (black-lipped pika)
Lineage: Eukaryota; Metazoa; Chordata; Mammalia; Lagomorpha; Ochotonidae
Gene: FNDC5
Product: fibronectin type III domain containing 5
Exons: 5
Coding region: 204-641 (145 amino acids)
Biological process (GO): positive regulation of brown fat cell differentiation
Molecular function (GO): protein binding
Source: RefSeq, a predicted model, not a curated record